Molecule: messenger RNA, 1228 nt
Organism: Folsomia candida
Lineage: Eukaryota; Metazoa; Arthropoda; Collembola; Entomobryomorpha; Isotomidae
Product: actin-binding Rho-activating protein
Exons: 2
Coding region: 379-894 (171 amino acids)
Biological process (GO): positive regulation of Rho protein signal transduction
Molecular function (GO): actin binding
Source: RefSeq, a predicted model, not a curated record
AACUCUCUCUCUCUCAUCCUCAGUAAGUAUUAAUAUAAAUAAUUUCAAAAAUCUCAUCUCAUUUUGUCAGCAGAGUUGAGAAUUAAAAGUGUGUUGCAACAGUGUGUUUCAUGAGGUUGGUUGGUAUUUUUGGGGAAACGUCUCAAUUUUCUACCAUGUCAUUCUCUCUGGCCAAAUGCCAACUUUUGUCUCAUCCUUUUUCCUGACCCGGACACAAUUUCGUAAACAAAAUCAUCACGGAAUGGGUCACAUUGCAGUUUUGGCACAUUUUGUAAACUGUAAAAUCUAAUCAAAACUUGACUUGAUUUCCUGUUACGUAUUUGCAUAUUUGCGUUUGAGACCAUUUCUCUCAUAUUAACAAAGUGUUACUUACAAAGAAUGGCAGACGGUUCCAAACAACCGAUACACAUUCACGGAAAUGACCGUCUUUCAGAUCGAGUAAACUUAUUUCAACAGCAAGCUGCUAAACAUGAAAAGGCUCAAAAAUCAAACCCUUUCUCGAGCAAGUUUGAUCCUAAAGGAGGUGAUAGCAAUACAAGUAUCGGAUUAAGUAAGGAUGAUCCCAGAUAUGGGAGACCUCCCGAAGGUUCCAAAACGGAAAUGCGAGGACUCAAGGCAAAUUCUCACAUCAGCAAAGAAGUCCUCGAACUCUGCACCUUGAUUCGAACUUACGGCGAAUCUCGUCCCGACGGUCGGACCCUGAUCAGUUUCGGCGAACUUUUCCAAAUGUAUACCGUAAUUUCCAACAAAGUUGUCGGUAUUCUGCUUCGAGCUCGGAAACACGGCCUGCUCACCUUCGACGGAGAAAUGCUCUACCAACGCCGCGACGAAGGGAAAGUUAUCACAUUGUUUCCCAAAAAAGAAGAGGACGAAGAGGAAGAGGAGGACCUAUAAUUUUAAAUAAACAACAAUUAAAAGUGUUUCAGGUGCAAGAAAUAACUGCAAAAAAGUGGUUUCUUGCAGGUAUUUUGACCUGCAAGAAAUGCAAGGCGCAAGAAACUACGCCCCGCCGAGAAUAUUUCAUACGGCGCGUGGCUACAUAGCGCAUAUUUCGUGUACUUUCUCCCAGUUUCUUGCACCUCGCAUUUCUUCCGUUUCUUGCUUUCUAAUGUAAGAAAUGUCCCGCAAAACAAGGAAACACUGACAAUAAUAUCAUUUCAUAAAGAAAUACAAUACUCAACAAUAAAGUUUAUUGAUGACAUUGCGUCCAUCACUUUAUGACACGCCA